Molecule: messenger RNA, 129 nt
Organism: Notodromas monacha
Lineage: Eukaryota; Metazoa; Arthropoda; Ostracoda; Podocopida; Cyprididae
Source: the annotation of a GenBank genome assembly
AUGGUUCAUGAUACACUCACACUCGUUGCCCUGGCUGCGGUUUGCGCCGCGGUUGCUAGCGCCGCCGACGCAGACCUGACAGCAGCGGAAUCCAAGUACGUCCGCCGCCACGGCGGCUACAAGGGCGGC